AUGAAUCCCAAAUCAAUAUUCCUCCUUUUAACGACUAUAACCCUCUCAACCGCAAUCCCUUUCUCCCAGCAGCAGACCCAAACCCCAACUGCAACUUCAACCACACAAACCGUAGACCCAGUCUUGAGCUCCAUCAUCGCUGCCUCGGCCUCAGCAUCAGCGAACAACAACACCUGCCCACCCUCCCACCGUUCUAAACAAUGCUGUGAAAGCGUCAAUUCAAUCGCUGAUGAUAUCACCAAGCCGCUGGGUGGCCUCCUCCCAUUACUAGAAGGGACAACAAUCAGUAGUAUCCUAGGAUUUGAUUGCCUAGAAAUGUCCGAUACAGACCCGAACACAGACUGCAGACAUGAUGUCAUGUGUUGUAAUGGCCAGCCGGGGAAGAACGCAAAAGGAGGCGACCUCUUCAAGGAAUGCGAACCGUUCGACAAAGCGCUUGCGGAUAAACAGAAUGCUCUGAACAGGAACAAGCUGCGACCCAUUGAGAAAGCCAUGAGUUACGCCGCUAUGACUAGUUCUCUGGCAGCGUCUUCAGCGGCUGCUGCUUCGUCUGGGGGGUUGGUUUCUAGGGGUGUGUUUGCUGUGCCUACGGGUCAGUAG
This is a messenger RNA of Aspergillus alliaceus, 600 nucleotides long. RefSeq lists its product as uncharacterized. The transcript has 3 exons. The record is from RefSeq and is a predicted model, not a curated record. NCBI's taxonomy places the organism in Eukaryota, Fungi, Ascomycota, Eurotiomycetes, Eurotiales, Aspergillaceae. Gene Ontology annotation, molecular function: structural constituent of cell wall. Bases 1 to 600 code for a protein of 199 amino acids. Gene Ontology annotation, cellular component: fungal-type cell wall.